CUCAGCCGUCAAUCGUGCAACUGUCACAACUCCAACAAACGAACGAUACCCACGACCGAACGAACCCAUCCGCGAACCCUCACCUUUUGCAACGCAAUUCGACCUAGAAUAACCUCACGCAAUCUAGCACGACUCUCCAAACAAACUCCAAUCCGGCAAGAUGUUGAUCAAGGUGCGGACGUUGACCGGAAAGGAGAUUGAGCUCGACAUCGAGAACGAGUACAAGGUCUCGCAGAUAAAGGAGAAGGUCGAGGAGAAGGAGGGCAUCCCCCCAGUUCAGCAGAGACUGAUCUAUGGCGGCAAGCAAAUGGUUGACGACAAGUCCGCAUCCGAGUACGGCCUCGAGGCUGGUGCCACGCUGCAUUUGGUCCUUGCCCUGCGCGGCGGCAUCUGAUUCGGUUGCUCGGAGAGAAUGAAUACUGACCGAGAGGGAAACGUCUCGGGGACUCCCUGGCACCUAGGUUAAGGGCACAUCACUAGAGUGGCGGGGCUAUUAAUGGAAUGUGCCAGGGUGCCAGGUCGUCUUCGUCCGAGGGGAAACAGCUGUUGCGGCCGCUGCCACUGGGUCCGGAGCAAUGCGAUGGCGGAGACCUGCACUUGGGCGUCAAAUCUACGCAGGGUUUAGUUCGCGCAGACACAUGCAAUAGUCAAAGCAUGGCGAUAGAACAUCCGCCCAUUAAGAACAAGUUUCGUUUGACCAUCGCACUGCCGUAGAAGUAGAAUGAAAUUUCGCACUUGUAUAUAUAUAUACAAAUAUGUAACUCGAGGCUAGCCCGUUGGGCAUGUUCAAGCACGUUACAUAUCUAAGCCCAAACCUAGGCCGAUGCUAUUGCCUCCAUCUCGUAGGCAAGAAGUACCUUCUGAUGCAAGUGGGUAUUUACCAUAUCCCGCCGACGCCCAAAUCCUAAUGCCGCAUGGCAUAUCCGUGUCCCAACGCCCGUAAGUUACAAAUCUUCAAAAAUCAUUUUCCAUAUCCCUAUU
Colletotrichum destructivum is the source of this 981-nucleotide messenger RNA. Its product is annotated as Putative Ubiquitin-like domain-containing protein. The transcript has 4 exons. Gene Ontology annotation, molecular function: protein tag activity; ubiquitin protein ligase binding. The record is from RefSeq and is a predicted model, not a curated record. The coding region runs from base 161 to 394 and encodes 77 amino acids. Lineage: Eukaryota; Fungi; Ascomycota; Sordariomycetes; Glomerellales; Glomerellaceae. Gene Ontology annotation, cellular component: nucleus; cytoplasm. Gene Ontology annotation, biological process: modification-dependent protein catabolic process; regulation of proteolysis; protein neddylation.